This is a messenger RNA of Penicillium brasilianum, 5702 nucleotides long. The record is from the annotation of a GenBank genome assembly. Lineage: Eukaryota; Fungi; Ascomycota; Eurotiomycetes; Eurotiales; Aspergillaceae.
AAAGAAAGUCCCGAACCAUUUUGCUAAACAUUCGUUGAUUCUAUCGUUAUAUACUUCAUUUCCACCCCUUCCCCCUCGUUCUACUCUCCUUUCACCGUUUCUUGUGUCUCUCGUUCUUCAUUUCGUCCUCUACAACAACCAUGAACGGCACGGCCGAGCCCAAUGGCACACCGUGCGACGGGGAAACCCGGACGCCGCAGCCUAUCGCCAUCAUUGGGUAUGCCUGCCGACUGUCCGGCCAGGUUUCCUCCCCCGGCGACUUAUGGGAGCUUUGUACACGAGCUCGAAGCGGCUGGUCGCCCAUCCCCAAGGACCGGUUCUCACACGGCGCCUACCACCACCCUAAUCCUUCGAAACCCGGCACCUUCAACCCCGCGGGCGGUUACUUUCUUGAUGAAGACGUUUCCCGAUUUGAUGCCCCCUUCUUCAAUGUCACCGUGCAAGAGGCAAUUUCUAUGGACCCUCAGCAGCGCCUUCUUCUGGAGUGCUCCUUCGAAGCUUUGGAGAGUGCAGGCAUUCCCAAAGAGUCUCUCGCGGGUCGUGAUGUCGGUGUCUUUGUUGGUGGCAAUUUUUCCGACUACGAGCUCAAUAAUUGUCGAGAUGUUGAAACUGUUCCCCAGUUUCAAGCUACGGGAAAUGCGCCUGCUAUGCAAUCCAAUCGCAUUUCAUACUACUUCGACCUUGCAGGUCCUAGUAUGACAUUCGAUACGGCCUGCUCGUCUUCUCUCGUGGCUUUGCAUUAUGCUGUUCAGAGCUUGCGAAGUGGUGAAUCCAAGGAGGCGCUGGUUGGUGGAUGCAGAUUGAAUCUGCUUCCCGAUUAUUUCGUUUCUAUGUCAAUGUCACAACUAUUUAAUGAUGAAGGGAAAACAUACUCUUUUGACGAACGAGCCAAAUCCGGUUUUGCGCGUGGUGAGGGUGCCGGCGUUGUCCUCCUCAAGCCUCUCGACGCUGCAAUUCGCGACAAGGAUCCUAUCCGGGCUAUAAUCGCUAAUUCUGGAGUGAACCAAGACGGGAGAACCAAGGGUAUCACGCUGCCGAACGAAUUUGCACAGGAGCAGUUGAUCCGGCGUGUAUACCGCGAAGCCAAUCUGGACCCAGAGGACUGCGGCUUUGCAGAGAUGCACGGUACAGGCACCAAAGCGGGAGAUCCUAUUGAGGCACGAGCGGUGCAUGCAGCCCUAGGUGGAGGACGAACGGCACGGAACCCGCUUUACAUUGGGUCAGUCAAGUCCAACAUUGGCCACCUGGAAGGUGCCAGUGGCAUUGCUUCCAUUAUCAAGACAGCCAUGAUUCUUGACAAGGGGCUGCUGCUACCCAACGCCGACUUCAAGAAGCCCAACCCGAACAUUCCAUUGGCAGAGUGGAAUAUGAAAGUCGUUACCACUACUCGGCCUUUCCCACGAGGCAAGAAGUACGCCAGUGUCUCAAACUAUGGCUUUGGAGGAACCAACGCACACGUGGUUCUCCAAAAGCCGCCUCCCCCAGACCGGGCAGAGGAUGAUGCAGGUGCCGAGGGAGAUCCCAAGGCCAGAUUGUUUUUGAUCUCUGCCAAUGACAAGGAUUCUCUUCGUACGAGAAUCCGGGACUUUGGAAUCUACUUUGAGCAGCGGCCAGAGGUGUUCGAGAACUCCCUCUUUGGCAACUUUGCGCAUACCCUUGGAACCAAGUUGUCCCAUCUUUCCUAUCGCGUGGCUCUGUCUGCCACCUCGCUGGAUGACCUGGGUGUCAAGAUGGCUCAACUGAAAGCAAACCCCAUCCGAGUGCUUGGAAAGCCCACCAUCGCCUUUGUUUUCACAGGGCAGGGUGCUCAAUGGGCUCAGAUGGGUAUUCCCCUGAUGGAUGAGUAUCCAAUCUUUGCGACGGCCAUUGAACGCGCCGACAAAUGUCUUCGUGAUCACGGGGCCGAGUUCUCCCUGCUUGAAGAGCUGCAGAAGGAUCCUACAAUUUCUCAGAUCAACUCUCCCCAUCUGAGUCAACCUGCUUGCACGGCUCUCCAGAUUGCCCUGACAGACCUUUUUCGCUCGUGGGGUGUCAGCCCCUCUUCUGUCGUGGGUCACAGCUCCGGCGAGAUCGGUGCUGCUUACGCUGCAGGUAUCUUUGAUUUGGAGGGAGCCAUGGUACUGGCCUAUCACCGUGGCCAGAUGACCUCGUUGCUGAAGAGCUCCUACCCACUUAUCAAGGGCACAAUGAUUGCCGUCGGAGCCAGCUCUGACGAUAUCAAGCCGAUGCUCAAGAUCCUGAACGGCUAUGCUACGGUGGCAUGUGUGAAUAGUCCUUCUAGUGUGACCGUUUCUGGAGAUGCCGAUGCGAUUGACGAACUCGAGGCUGUUUUACAGGAGAAGCAGUUGUUCAACCGAAAGCUGAAGAUCGAUGUUGCCUAUCACUCAGACCACAUGAAGAAAGUAGCGGAGGCAUACCUGUCAGCUAUCGAUUCCAUCUUGCCCUCAACGUCCGCAACCGCUACUUUCUAUUCGUCUGUCACCGGCGAGAUCGCUGAGCCAACUGAUCUAGGCCCAGCAUACUGGGUGGCCAAUUUGACCUCCCCCGUACUUUUUGCUAACGCAUUGGGCAAGAUGUGCGCCGACGAAGAGAAGCGCCCCCACCUCCUUCUUGAGCUGGGUCCCCAUUCCGCCCUCAAGGGUCCGAUUCUGGACAUCUUGAAGAGCCUGGGAUCGAUCGCCUGCAAGGUCAGCUAUGCACCCACCGUGCUCCGCAAUGCCAACCCCGCCCAGUCCCUUCUGGAUGCUGCGGGCGCCGUUUAUGUGCGCGGUGGAAUUCUCAACAUCACUGCAGUCAACUUCCCAGUGAGUGGUGCCUGUAAUCGAUCAUUCUUGCGGGAUUUGCCCAAGUAUCCCUGGCAGCACAGCACAAGGUACUGGCAUGAGGGACGCAUUGCGCAGGGACACAAGUUUCGCGAUGGAAAGCGAAAUGAUGUCUUGGGAACGCUGGCCAUGUACUCGAAUAAUCUCGAGCCUACAUGGCGCAAUAUUGUGCGCCUGGACGACGUCCCGUGGCUUCGGGAGCAUAAGAUGCAGGGUAUGAGUGUAUAUCCGAUGGCCGGAUAUUUGGCUAUGGCCAUUGAGGCUGCACGUCGACGCGCCGAGGCCCAUGAGACUCCAUUCUCACAGUUCGAGUUUCGUGAGGUGACAGUCGGUGCUGCGCUCGUUCUUACCGACGAUGUGGACACCGAGACUACUAUUACCUUGAAGCCGUACGCAGAGGGCACGCGUGGCAACUCAGAUAUAUGGGAUGAGUUCCGUAUCAGCUCGUGGACUUCUAAGCGAGGCUGGACAGUCCACUGCUCAGGCUUGGUUCGCACCCGCGCCAACAAGAAGGGACAGGCAUCGGUCUCCAAUGCGGCGGACCUUGAGCAGAAGCACUUCUCCAACCAGAUUGACCGAAUCAUGGAACAAGCAACCUACGAGAUCGACACGCAGAACAUGUACCAAGUCCUCGCUGAUGUUGGUGCCGGCUAUGGUCCUUCCUUCCAAGGUCUGGAGGAUAUCUUCUCCCAUCCCCGACACUCCCAUGGCGACCUUUACGUCCGGGACACUAAGUCCCUGAUGCCGAAGAAUUUCGAGGCUCCGUUGACUAUUCACCCCACGUUCUUGGAUGCUCUAUUGCAUUUGACCUGGCCUAUUCUCGGUCAAGGUCGUAUGGAACUCGAUACGCUGUACAUGCCAACCAUGAUCAAGGGCUUGCUAAUCAGCGACAAAAUACCCUCUACCCCAGGAGAAUCUGCCAAAGCGUGGUGCAACGGUGGGCCCAGCUUGGCUAACCCGGAGCCAGCAAAGUUCGAUCUCUGGGUGACGCCGGAGAACUCCACUGAGAUUCUAAUCAACAUGGAGGGGCUGAUCAUGACUCCCCUCAGGGAUGAAGGUGCUGUUCGUGGUCAAAAGUUCCGCGACUUGUGCUAUAAGUUUGAGUGGAAAUCUCUUGCGGAACUUGAGGAGGUUGCGGCAGAAUCCCAGGAGCCCAAGGGUAAUGUGAAUGGCAAUGGUAUCAAUGGGCACGCUUCUCAGCCCAAUGGUGUGCUAACGAAUGGCCAUGCUGGGAGUGGCUUAACUAACGGCCACAUCAACGGUAAUCUCAGUCCGGACGUGAAGCCGCAUAUCAAUGGUAAUGGCAUUCUACAUGACCAUCCCUUGACCGAUAUUGUGAUCACGCAAUUUGGCAAGCCCGACGGCAUCGCGGACCAGCUAGGAGAUGCUAUUCAAGAGACUAGCGACUGGAAGCCCUCCAUCUCCACUUUUGAGGAUAUAGAUGCAACAGGCAAGCAUCUCAUCGUCCUCCAGACUGGAGCCCAAUCUCUUCGCAACCUCACGGCAGAGGCAUUCGAAAACAUCAAGAAGAAUUUGUUGAACGCAUCCAACAUUUUGUGGGUGUAUCGUCUUGACGAUCUCGAUGCCCAGAUGAUCGUCGGUCUGACCAGAAGCUUGCGUUCCGAGACUAUGGCCAAGGCCGCAACCCUCGGUCUUGAGACUGAAGAUCUCGAGAAUCCUGUGACUCCCAUCAUGGCUACCAUCGAUUCUCUGUGGUCAACAAACGCCCUGAAGCCCUGCAAGGACUUUGAGUUCCGGGCUAAGGGGGCUGAACUCUUCGUCCCGCGUGCCUUCACCAACGACGCGGCAGAUGCUUUCGUCCACAACGAGACUCAUGAGAUGACCAUCUCGUCUCAGCCUUUUCAGCAGCCCGGCCGCCGCUUCAAGCUUCAGAUUGGCAAUCCCGGCGCUCUUGAUACAUUGUACUUUGCUGACGACGUAGUUGAGCCACUGGCUGACGAUGAUGUCGAGAUUGAGGUCAAGGCCACCGGCCUGAAUUUCAAAGAUAUCGUCGUUACCAUGGGCCAGCUUGCGCAGCCAUACAUUGGUAUCGAGUGCAGUGGUAUCGUCUCAUCUGUCGGCAAGAAUGUCCAGCAUCUCACGGUCGGUCAGCGAGUUAUGGCCCUACCGCUGGGCGGUUACUCCACCUUUGCUCGCUGUAAAGCAACCAGCGCUGCUCCCCUCCCGGCGAAUAUGUCCUUUGAAGUCGGUGCCACAGUACCAGUGGUCUUCUGCACGGCUUACUAUGCGCUUUUCGACCUCGGCCAUCUGCAAGAAGGCGAGCGAAUUCUAAUUCAUGCCGGUGCUGGUGGUGUCGGGCAAGCAGCCAUCAUGCUCGCGCAGAUGAUUGGUGCGGAGAUCUUCGUCACUGUCGGCAGCUUGGAGAAGAAGCAAUUCCUUAUGAUCCAGUAUGGUAUCCCUGAAGAUCAUAUUCUUUACAGCCGUGAUACCUCGUUUGGUCGUGGUAUUCGCCGUGCAACGAAAAAUCAGGGUGUGGACGUCGUUGUCAACUCACUGGCUGGUGACCUCCUACGUGAGACAUGGGAAUGCCUGGCUCCAUUCGGCCGGUUUGUUGAGAUUGGCAAGGCUGAUAUCACCAAGAACACUCGUCUCGACAUGCUUCCAUUCGAGUACAACGUUAGCUUUGCUUCUGUCGAUUUGACAAAGGUGGCCGCGCACCGCCCGAAGCUGAUGAAGCGACUCUUGGACAAUGUUACGGAGUUGAUGGCCAAGCAAUCUGUGCGCCCUAUCCUGCCACUAACCACGUACCGCAUCUCAGAGCUAGAGACUGCUUUCCGCACCUUGCAGACCGGUAAGGCAAUGGGAAAGAUUGUAGUUGUUCCUCAUCAGGAUGAUUAUGUCAAUGUAAGUAAAGGUUGA